Messenger RNA from Zingiber officinale, 1014 nucleotides. Its product is annotated as Golgi SNAP receptor complex member 1-1-like. The transcript has 5 exons. Gene Ontology annotation, molecular function: SNAP receptor activity. Gene Ontology annotation, cellular component: Golgi membrane; cis-Golgi network; Golgi medial cisterna. NCBI's taxonomy places the organism in Eukaryota, Viridiplantae, Streptophyta, Magnoliopsida, Zingiberales, Zingiberaceae. The record is from RefSeq and is a predicted model, not a curated record. Gene Ontology annotation, biological process: vesicle fusion; endoplasmic reticulum to Golgi vesicle-mediated transport. Bases 195 to 854 code for a protein of 219 amino acids.
UCCGACCUGUCGGCUUUUGAAUGGAGUAAACCCGGUUUAUUCGAGAUAAACCGUGAGAGAGGUGAAUUGGUGGUGGUGGAGGAGUCGACUUCGAUCGGUUCGGCCAUCGAUUUCAAUUGUGUGCGUGCUUCAAAUCAUAGCGCUCGUCGCGGAAAUCGCGAAGUGACGACUGGCUCGAUCUCCGGAGGUCGAUCAUGGAGGCGUCCUCGUGGGACGCCCUUCGGAAACAGGCAAGGAAGCUUGAAGCUCAAUUGGAUGAGCAGAUGACUUCAUAUCGUAGGCUCGUUUCGUUAAAAUCCAAUGGUUCAGAGACAGAUCUCGAAUCUGGAAUUGAACAUUCACUAAAGCAACUCCAACAAGUCAAUUUGCAGAUGCAAAUCUGGGUAUCUUCUGGAGGCUCACAGAUUAUUUCUCACACACUGACACGGCAUAAAGAAAUUCUACAAGAUCUCACUCAGGAGUUCUACAGGCUUCAGUCUAGCCGCAGAGCAAAACAAGAGCGUUCUUCGCUUCUUCUAGACUUUAGAGACUUCGAUAGAGCAAAGGCAGACAUGGAAGAUGGUGCCAAUACUGAACAACAUGCCCUACUUAAAGAACAAGCAGCUAUAGGUAGAAGUUCAGGGCAGAUGGACAAUGUAAUCUCGCAAGCACAAGCCACUCUGGGAACACUAGCUCUUCAGCGUUCCACGUUUGGUGGCAUCACUACCAAGAUCGGUAAUGUCAGCAGCAGACUUCCUACGGUAAAUCAUAUUCUUUCAUCAAUUAAAAGGAAAAAAUCGAUGGACACCAUAAUCCUGUCCCUCGUCGCGUCAAUUUGUACAUUUCUCAUGUUGAUUUACUGGUUGUCAAAGUAAUUACUGUCUUAGUUAAUUACAUAUAAUGGCGAGGUGAAGCCAUCUUUUGUAACUUAUAAAGAUUUAGUUAAUUUCCCGUAUGCAUUAGUUCUCAAGGGAGCAACACAAUGUUUGACUUUGAGUUUAGUAAUCCAGGUCAAUAUUCAAAAUAUUCUUCUCA